Messenger RNA from Scatophagus argus, 1391 nucleotides. RefSeq names its product immunoglobulin superfamily, member 5b (gene igsf5b). Gene Ontology annotation, biological process: cell-cell adhesion. The record is from RefSeq and is a predicted model, not a curated record. The transcript has 11 exons. The coding region runs from base 188 to 1345 and encodes 385 amino acids. Lineage: Eukaryota; Metazoa; Chordata; Actinopteri; Scatophagidae.
AUGGGGCAAAGUACCCACUGCAUUUGGUAAUAUUUAACAGGACAGUUUUGGGUGACAUGGCUGAACAAGCAUGAAGAAAAAGCAGCAUUGUUGAUAUGUACCCACUGCUUGUGACACUUGCUGCUGAUCCACAGAGACACCAGACUGAGAUCCAUUCAGCACUGAACGAUGGAAUGACCGAUUAAGCAUGGACAUCUAUUCUGUGUUAGUCCUCCUACUUUCAUGCAGGAUUCAAGUGAAAGAAAGACGCAAAGAUAUAUGCUGGAAUCCAUCUGGGGAACUGUGCAUUGAUGCGUAUCUGUCUGGAGCUCAGUUGAAGCUGUCACCUGAAACACUAACUGUCCUGCGAGGAGAGGAGGCCCGGUUUACCUGCAGCACCACCAACCCCCAGUGGACUGUGAUGACGUGGCUGCUAAACGGUGAGGUGGUUAUCACCAUCUCCAACGAGACCGGUGUCCUUCCCUCCGUCAACACUGAUUCGACAGCCGAGAAAAACUGUGACUCACCGGGAGACUGCUGGGUGUUUGUCCUGAAGAACACAGAGAGGCAGAACCAGGGACAAGUGACCUGUGACCUCCAGGGCAUUGAAAGGAAAUCAGCAAGCCUGUUUGUACAAGAAAAGGGCAGCGUGAAAGUCUUUGGGGAUGACAAGUUGGCCUUAAAGGGGCAGUCGGUCCUGUUUGAAUGCCAAGCAUCAGGAUGGUAUCCUCAACCUACUUUGCAGUGGCAGGUGAAUAACAAAAUGAUCAGCGAGGGUGAAUACAACAUCAGUACUGAAGAAUCGGGGAGAAGCCUCUUCACUGUGAACAGCAGCCUCCGUGUGACAGCAGCAAAGAGCUCUUGUGUGGAUUGUCUGGCCUCUGUGUCUGCCCUCCCCACACCACUGAAGAGCAGCAUCCGCCUGACAGUGGUUACAGAGGUGGAGCAGGAAGGAAGUGACUGCACAGUCCCGCUGGCGAUAACUGCCUCCCUCUCUGCUAUCCUGCUGCUCCUCCUGCUCUGCAUCUGCACUGUCCUCUGGUACAGACAAAGGAUACAAACAAAACUGAGCUCACAGGAGGCAAUAAGCUUUGACCAAUCAUGGAGCGGGAGAGGCUCGGUUGUUGAGGUGACAGGGGGGAAGGUCAACUCUGGAUACUCUAGUGAAGAUCCCACAGAUGCAGAUUACAGUGAGGUGAGGGUGGAAACUGGUGGCCAUACUGCUAGCCAGAUGGACUUUGUCACCUUCAACAAGGUCCCUGAUGUUGUGUCCUCCAGCAGCCUAUCUCUACACGGUCAAAGCCAAUCCCAGGUGUGUCCUUCCGAGGAAAGUUCCAAGAAUGUCAGGAGGAUCACUACAGUUUGAAUAUGUUUUUUAUGAGGUUAAUUGAGGUAACAAUGUGUUUGCAUAU